AUGGAUGCGGUGCUGGCCGACGCGCUGCUCUCCCAGUGCCCCGAUUGGGGUGCGCUGCUGCGGACGGUGUGCGGCGAAGAGGGUGCGCUCAGCCUCGAGCGAGCGGAGGCGCUGCGUUUCCUUUUGGAACGGGCGACACGUGUCGGACCGCGCAACCAGGGCGAAGAGGCGCAACGGGCGGCCUGGGAGCUGGCGCUGCAUCGCUGCCUCCCGGCGCUUCUCAGUGGGAGCGGCGCGUCGGCGGGUGGAGGCCCGGAGAGUUGGCGGAGAUUCAUGACAGCAGCCGGUGGAGUGCUGCGUUCCUGCGUCUUGGUCUGCGGACCCCGCCUGGCGGAGCGGUUGGCCGGCGAAGUGCUGGAAAGCUGCGCGGGGAUUCAGGGUUUGCAAACGGAGGGCCGCGUCGAGGUUCUGUGUGCGGCGGCGCCUUGGCUGGGUGACUCCGAGCUGCUCAGGAGAACCGUGGCGGCCGCCCUGGAGCUGCUGCGAGGAGACGGGGAAGACGAGCAAGAGGAAGAGAAAGCGUUGCUGGUGGGCGGCAGGCUGUUGCCGGUGUUAGGAAGAAAUGGCGCCGCCCUGAGUCUCGUCUGGGAAGGCCUGGUGCUGUCGCCCCUCGGCGAUGCUCCGCGGGUGAACCGGACUCUGCUGGUCCUGAGCGCCCUCUCCGACGUCCUGUUUCCUCGACAGAACGGUGUCACACAUGGCGAGGCAGCUUCUCUGCUGGAUGCGAGGCUUUCUUGCAACUUUUGGGAAGUGGUGCAAAAGGGACUGUCGGAGAGCGAUGCUCUGUGCCGGAAAAGAGCCCGGUAUUUGUUGAAGAAAGCCGUCGAUGUAUCUGAUAAAGUGGCCUUGGAGUGCAGGUGUAACCUGGACGAUGGAAAUGGAUCUUGUUUGUUUUGGUGGUGUGCUGAAAAAAAAGAUCAAUUUACCCAGUUUUGGGAAAAUUAUAUUUUAAUAAUGGAGACUUUGGAAGGAAAUCAGAUACAUGUUAUAAAACCAGUUUUGCCAAAGUUGAAUAGCUUGUAUGAACUUGCAGUAUCAGAAGAAAUAGGUUGUUGGACGUUCCAUCCUUCAUGGCAUAUGUGCAUUUACAAAAGAAUGUUUGAGAGUGAAAACAAGACAUUGGCAAAGGAAAGUGUCAUUCACUUUCUUGAAAUCUGGCAAAGAAAAUGUCUUCCAUCAUCACAAGGAUUUUCAGAGUUCAUUAUUGGCCCUUUAAUGGAUGCUCUCUCAGAAAGUUCUCUUUAUAGCAGGGUAUCAGGUCAGAUUAUGGGCACUUGUCCACCAUUAGGAAUAAUUCUGCAGAAUUUCAUGGCAACUUACUUCACAAGCCUUCCAGAAAGUGAAAAAAGUAGCUUUUUGUUAAAAUUUAUUCAGAAGAUGAGCAGUAGGCACUGGUGCGCUGUUCCUGUUUUGUUUCUCUCCAUGGCCUUGGCACAUAUACCACAGUGUAGAGCACUGGAUAGCAAAGGGCUCCUUGCAUUAAGAAACGUUCUGCAGUGUACUAUGAUCACACAUCAGAUUCUUCUACGAGGAGCUGCUCAGUGUUUUCUUCUUAAAGCAGCUAUGCACUUAAUAGAUGCACAAAAAGUAUCACUCUCGGAUAUUUCAAACUUCGUUACGUAUCUGAAACCAGAGGAAUCACUAGGAAGAGGAACCGCUUUGUGGAGAAUGCUUUGUGAUUGGCUGCACAUAAAUGACAAGCACUUUCAAAAGACUUUAAACUGCGAAGUCCCACAAGAUAAAACAGCAUUAAGUGUUUAUGUGCAGCUUCUUGUGGAGGACUACCUGAAAACACCUCUUGCCAGUUCAGAAUAUUGUCUUCCGGACUGGUUUGAUGCUAAGCGGGUGGCUACAAUGAUUCUUCUAGCUGCAGAUGUGGAAGAGAUAAGGCACACAUAUAAAGACAAUAGCAGCACCGAACGGAUUGGCCUGAAGUCUCUCUUAAAUCCUCUGCUGGAUGUAUUGCUGAAACUUGGCACCAAUCCCUACAUCUCAUCACUGAAAGUUGAUAAAAGCCUACAAUUACUAUUGAAGAUAAUGCAGACUUGUUCAAUCAAAACUUCUAGACCAGAAGUUGAUGAAAUAAUAGUAUUUCUGCAGAAGUCAAUUAUGCUCGCCACUGAAAGUAUUUUGGAUCUUCUCCUCAGAAGACUCACUGCAAAUGAACUAAAUAUUAUGUCACAUCUGGAACAUUGUAAUUUAUAUUUGCAAGUGUUGUCAGAACUAAUAAGUUUUUAUUCAGCCAGUGGAUGGAGAAAAGGACCAUUUCUCUGCACUUUUGUCUCAUCUUUAAUAAAUACUUCUCUAUACAAUCUACAAGAGAUACGUGAUGACAAGGACAUAAAACUUGAAGAACAGAUUCAGAAGGUAGUAAGUAUGGCAGCAUUAAGAGUUGUUUGUGAAAUUAUGGAUCAGAAGCCAGACCUUCAGCUUCAGUUUCUACCAGCUGUUGACUCCCUUAAAACAGCUAUUUUCAGCACCCAACUUAACCAUGUAUUAAAGAAGCCUAACAACAUGGAACAAAAUAGUUCAGUUGAAGAAGCAGCAUCUCAUGAAGGAUGGGGGAAAAUUGUAGCACGUUACAUACAUGAUCAGUGGGUUUGUCUUCAUUUUGUUCUCAACAAUUAUCAAAAUCUUUCCAAGGACAAACAUUUAGAACAAUAUUUUUACGAUGUUCAGGACUACAAAAGAAUGUUAGAGUCUGCACUAGAAGCAAUAAUGAUUCUUCCUUCUGACCAUGUUUUGCCAGUUUUUCACUGCAUGAAGAUAUUUGUUUCCAAGCUUAUGGAAUCUUCUGAGUCUCUAUGCAUACAAGCUUUUGAAAUGUCAUGGAAAAUAAUAUUUGCUCUUAGCAACACACAACUGAUUUUUUGGCCUAAUUUAAAAGCUUUUAUUCAACUUGUGUUUGAUCCUGAAAUUCUUGUUACCACAGCCAAGUUCGAGAGUGAAGCAUACUCAAAAAUAAAAGAGAUUAUGUUUCAAAUGAUUGAACUUUCAUCUACAAAGACUGGAAUUUUUAAUGUUCUGGUAAGCCACUGCUGUCAGUCUUGGCUAUUUCCUCCUUCUGGUGAAAUAACUACUGUGGAAAAUUCCUUUUCAAAUGCUGGCAACUACAUUGAACUCCUUAUUGAGGCUUGUUUGUUUGGAACUAUUUUCAGGCGUGAUCAAAGACUCGUUCAGGAGGUGUACGCUUUUGUUGAAAAUCUUGGAGAUCAAUGUGCAGCAAAUGUUGUUACAGAAAGUAAGAACAGAGAUGACCAUUAUGUGCGAGUUUGUGCUAUCAAAUUUAUCUGCUUGCUGGAUGAAUCAAACAUGCAGCACAAGAAAUUUAUAGGAGAUUUUGUCAUGAGACUACUUGAUAAAGGUGAAUUAAUGUCCAAAUCAAAAGUCCGCUAUUAUGUGAACUCCUUACAACAUAGAAUUGAAAAUCGACUAUGGCAGACAUUGCUAGUUCUGUUUCCAAAACUUGAUGAGAAAGCACUAAUUGUUGUCCUACAGUGGUGUUUCCAUCACAAUUUUAGUAUUCGGCUUUAUGCUUUAAUUGCACUUAAAAAAAUUUGGGGAAUGUGCAGAGAAUCACAUGUGAAUGAUUUCGAUACUUUAACUUCAGUUAUUGAAUGUAGUCUAAAUCAAGUGGAACUCAUGCAUGGCACAGGGAAUGCUAAGAAGAAUUGGCAGCGCAUCCAGAAACACUUUUUCUUUGAACAUUUUCAUCCACUUAAGGAUUACUGCCUUGAGACAAUAUUUUACACGCUGCCACGCCUUUCAGAAACUCCUGAAGAGGAAUGGAUCUCUCUCUCUAAAUUUACAGCAUUCGGAGAUAUUCCAUUGAGUUCAACAUUUCCAUCCUGCCAUUCUCAAAUUACACUUCUUGACCUUAAGCCAAAUGACUGGACUCAGCAAGAUAUCGCUGAGCCCAAUAAUGAAAGACGGUGGAUGAACGUUCAAAAAAAAAUUAUCCCUUGCAAAGCCAGUGCUCCUGAUUUGGAUCUGGAGCUUAUAUUCCAAGAUCGUGCCACUAAACUUGGAAAAUCAAACAGGAAAUUGAUUGUAGUUGCUUCACUCAUUGAUAAACCCACCAAUUUAGGAGGCUUGUGUCGUACGUGUGAAAUAUUCGGUGUUUCUGCUUUAACUGUUAGCAACCUCCAUUAUAUAAAUGACAAGCAAUUCCAGCAUCUCAGCGUGUCUGCUGAACAAUGGCUUUCUGUUAUUGAAGUAAAGCCAUUUCAGCUGAUUGAAUAUUUGGAACAGAAAAAAACUGAAGGCUAUUCUAUAAUAGGAGUGGAGCAAACAGCUAAAAGUUGCAGUUUAAUGAAAUAUUGUUUUCCAGAGAAAUCCCUGUUGUUGUUGGG
This is a messenger RNA of Protobothrops mucrosquamatus (brown spotted pit viper), 4352 nucleotides long. RefSeq names its product TAR (HIV-1) RNA binding protein 1 (gene TARBP1). The record is from RefSeq and is a predicted model, not a curated record. The annotation marks the transcript as partial. Gene Ontology annotation, biological process: tRNA methylation. NCBI's taxonomy places the organism in Eukaryota, Metazoa, Chordata, Lepidosauria, Squamata, Viperidae. Gene Ontology annotation, molecular function: tRNA (guanine) methyltransferase activity; RNA binding. The transcript is spliced from 27 exons.